AUGUCUCAAGGCACUCGACUAGCCGAGAAAGUAGCCAUAGUCACCGGAGGCGGAUCUGGCUUUGGUGCCGCAAUCGCCAUCCGGUAUGCCCAAGAAGGCGCAAAGGUCAUAAUAGGCGACAUAAACGUCGAGGGAGGCGAGAAGGUAGCCUCCAACAACCCUUCCCGCAUCUCCUUUCAGAAGAUGGACGUCACCAGCUCCGACGACUGGAAGGCCGUUCUAGAUUUCACCGUCUCGAAGCACGGGAAGAUAGAUAUCUUGGUGAAUAAUGCUGGAACUACAUAUAAGAACAAACCAUCCGCCGAAGUAACGCUCGACGAAUUCGAUCGCGUCUUCAACGUUAAUGUCAAGAGCAUCUUUCUGGCCUCUCAGCUGUUCAUUCCGAUUCUCAUCAAGCAGGGCCAUGGCGGGUCGAUGAUAAAUAUCUCCUCGACGGGGGCUCAGCGCCCUCGGCCCGGGCUGGUGUGGUACAAUGCUUCGAAGGGGGCGGUGUCAAAUGCCACCAAGGGCCUGGCGGCGGAAUAUGGCAAGUAUCAGGUUCGAGUGAAUAAUGUGUGUCCGCUACUUUCGGGGACGGGCCUAUUUGAGAUGUUCACGGGUAUACCCGAUACUCCCGAGAAUCGGCAGAAGUUUAUUGAUAAUGUGCCGUUAGGGAGGUUGGCGGAGGCAGAAGAUAUUGCGAAUAUGUGUUUAUUCCUUGGCUCGGAUGAGGCGAGGUUUAUUAACGGUGGAGAUUUUGUAGUGGAUGGAGGGAAGUGUAUUUGA
Microsporum canis CBS 113480 is the source of this 765-nucleotide messenger RNA. RefSeq names its product 2,5-dichloro-2,5-cyclohexadiene-1,4-diol dehydrogenase. The coding region runs from base 1 to 765 and encodes 254 amino acids. The transcript is spliced from 3 exons. Lineage: Eukaryota; Fungi; Ascomycota; Eurotiomycetes; Onygenales; Arthrodermataceae. The record is from RefSeq and is a predicted model, not a curated record.